This is a messenger RNA of Synchiropus splendidus (mandarinfish), 3033 nucleotides long. Its product is annotated as stromal membrane-associated protein 1-like. Bases 154 to 1329 code for a protein of 391 amino acids. The record is from RefSeq and is a predicted model, not a curated record. Gene Ontology annotation, biological process: regulation of clathrin-dependent endocytosis. The transcript is spliced from 11 exons. NCBI's taxonomy places the organism in Eukaryota, Metazoa, Chordata, Actinopteri, Syngnathiformes, Callionymidae. Gene Ontology annotation, molecular function: GTPase activator activity; metal ion binding.
UGAAGGCAGCAGGGGUGAUGCUGAUGCUAGCACAGUAGCAGGUGCUGGAGGAGCUGCGCUCCGAUUUGCGGGAUGUUCCUCGGUUCUUAGCUCCAACCAUCGUGUGAUAUCGGCGCGACAGACGCGGGGCCAGAGCCCUGAACCCGAGCAGAGAUGACCACCCGCUCGGAGAGAGAAAAAGCCCAGAAACUGAACGAGCAGCACCAGGCCAUCCUGUCCAAACUGCUGAAAGAGGACGACAACAAAUACUGCGCCGACUGUGAAGCUAAAGGUCCUCGCUGGGCAUCAUGGAACCUCGGUGUGUUCAUGUGCAUCCGCUGUGCCGGAAUCCACCGCAACCUGGGAGUCCACAUUUCCAGAGUCAAGUCUGUCAACCUAGACCAGUGGACCCCAGAGCAGAUCCAGAGCAUGGUGGACAUGGGAAAUGGCCGAGCCAGGCGGCUUUAUGAAGCCCACCUGCCUGAGAACUUCAUGAGACCACAGAGUGACCAAGCAGUGGAAGUUCUGAUCCGGGACAAGUACGAGAGGAAGAAGUACUAUGACAAAGAGGCUGCGGCUGCCAUCGCACAGCAAAAGUCAGCGGACGCUGCCGCCCCCUCCACCUCUCCCUGCGACCAGGCGGAUAGGAGCAAGCAGGAGAAGGAACGUGAUAAGAAGAAAGAAGACAAGAAGUCAGACAGACAUUCCACCACCAAGUUAGAGAGCAGGGCGAGUCCUAAGAAAGAGGCAUCGGUGGAUCUGCUCGGUCUAGAAUCUCCAGAGCCUCCGAACGGGCAAAGCUCCAGCGCUGCUGGCCAGGAAGUGGACGUCUUUGGACCCUUGGUGUCCAACCCCCUCCCCACACAGGCUCAGUCUGGCUCCAGCACAGCACCUCAGCAGGCGGAUCCCUCCACCUCCUCCUCUCCCUCCUCCUCCACCUCCACCGCCACCAACACAAGGGCAGAGGAGAAGAAGCUGCUCUCCAAAGACUCCAUCCUGUCUCUGUACGCCAGCAGCUCUGUGGGCAGUCCAUCUCAGAGCCAGCAGCAGCAGCCUGCCCCGGGCCAAGGAGCGUUCGCAGGCCAACCGACCAUGGCGUUCAGCCAGGGCGUGAGCGGGCCAGUGCCAACUGCCGCCAUGAUGGGUGGAGGCGCCAUCAUGUCCAGCAUGACGCUGCCCAACGGCGGCUACACAGGGCAGCAGCAGCAAGGACAGUGGACCGUGAACCAGCUGACUCAGCAGAUGUCCGCCGCCACCGUGAGCAGCAGUGGCGGCUCGGCACCGGCACCUGGAUGGACCGCAGCGCCACCGUCCUCCGGGCAGACUCUCAGCACUCAGCUGUGGAAGUGACCUCCAGAACCUCGGGAGGGUCCUCACAGAAGAAUGACUGGCAGCUGUCGUGUUUUUCUUUUCUCGUCGUCUGAAGACAAAUACAGCACAAUAGAGGAGGAGACGCUCCCGGAAGCUAGUCCGCUAGAUAUAGUGUAUCAAUAUGAGAGUAGAUGGUUUAGUCGCGUGCUGUGUGUGUGUCGUCCUCCCGCUGCAGGCGCACAACCUGUGUGUGUGUGUGUGUGUGUGUGUGUGUGUGUGUGUGUGUGUGUGUGUGUGUGUGUGUGUGUGUGUGUGUGUGUGUGUGUGUGUGUGUGUGUGUGUGUGUGUGUGUGUGUGUGUGUGUGUGUGUGUGUGUGUGCGCGCGUGUGUGUGCGCGCGUGUGUGUGCGCGUGCGCGUGUGUGUGUGUGUGUGCGCGUGCGUGUGUGUGUGUGUGUGUGUGCGCGUGCGUGUGUGUGUGUGACUGUGAUGUAACCCAGAGCCAUAGAAGACGUCGACGGUGCUGACAACCACGUGACCCCCACGUGGACACUCACUCAUUCUUCAUUGCCAUCAGCUGAAACAUUAUGACCCCUGACAAGAGACCUGGGCAUCAGGGCUGAGCCGGACCGUGGCUCUCAGUCCAGGUAGGAGAUGAGAUCCUUCCCUGGCUGGAGUCCUUCAAGCAUCUUGGGGUCUUGUUUUCGGGUGAGGACAGAAGAGCUGGGGCCAAAGACGAGGCCUUUAACUCUCACUUGUGGUCUCCAAAUCAAAGAAGGUCACAGAUACCAGAGUUUUCUCUGCAGGUCUCAGUCAAGUCUGGCUCUCUUUACUGUGGCUGCUGCCCCCACAACCGGACAGAUUUUUAGCGGCCGGACCUUUGAUCAGUGGUCAUAAUGUUAUGGCUGGUAGGUGAAAAUCAUUUGCUGGUUCAGGUUUAGAGUUUAAACUCCGCUCUAUUCACCACUGCACUGAUGGAAGUUUCCAUCUCCAGAUGAGUCAGCGGUUUCCAUCAUCAGACCCUCAUGGAUCCGACUCACUGCAGCACUCCGCUUUCCUCCCUCUCUCAUCUCCGCUCCUCUGUUCCGUCCUCCCUCUUUUUGUUUCCUGGUGACGUUCCUCUUCUGCUCACAGGCAAAACUUGAAUGACGUCUUUGAUUCUGUGUUCCAGAAUGUUCUCCCGAGUCUUUGUGGCGUCACUUCAGGGACUUCGCAGGUUUUGAAAACUUGUGGCGUGUUUCUUGUAUCGUCGUGUUCAAAGACUCCAUCAUCGUGUGGUGAUUCAAAAGAGAGAAUGUUCCCCUGUGUGCGUGAGAUGAAACACCUAUCUAUAUAUAUAUAUAUAUAUAUCGUCAUGUAGUGAUGGAGACGUGUACGUCGUCCGACUGAGGACACGAGUUAGAUUAUAAUGUGGAAAUUAAAAGUCUUAUGGAAAAUCUGUUUGUGGUGAUGUGUAACAAAUGUCUGGUCAAAGUUCAAUCCAUGGGCUCAACAGUCACUAUGAUGUAAAUCCCAAAACAUUGAAGAGAAAAGUACUGGAAUAAAGAGAAAGAAGUCAAAAGUCUGUUGCAACAAAAAGACCUGGAAGCUUCUCACUCUGCUUGUGCUGGACAGAGACUGGAGCCUGCGAUGGACAGAUGGAUCUUCAGCCCUGAAGACUGACUCUCACCUGCGCUCACCAGCUUUGAACAAGGUCUCAGACACAGGGUUUCUCUGCAGGGGGUGGGGCCUCAGACGGACAACAA